CCUCGCCAAAAAUGGUGGGGUGACUCGCUGACUCUUCCGCCAUUGUCGUCUCCGGUACAGGAAUGGAUUAUAGUAGGAGGAUAUAUACGAGGAGGCAGUGGGGUGACUUUUGCAGGGAAUGGAAUGAGGAGAAGAAGAGGAAGAAGAAGCAAAACCAGACCAGCAAUAUUGCUUGUCCUGGAAAAGGUGACAGCUUUCCAGUUGUAGUGGCCAUUGAUGAAGAGGAUCAAGAAGAUGACAGUCCCGCGGAUGAAAUUCUUGGGGGAAAACCCGCGGUGAGUGUAGAGGAGGAGGAGGAGAGUGAUGACAAAUUGAAGAAGAGUAAGAAAAGGAGGAGGAGGAAUGGUGUCAUUGGAAAAAACAGUAGUUUUCGUGAUCGCGGCUGUGGUGAAGUGUUGUUGAAAUCUUCCAAGAACGUGAAAAAGGGGUUGGUUGUGGAAGAGAAUAUCGGAAAUGGUUGUGUUGAUUCAGUAAAAGAGGACGAAAAUCGCGUUUCUAAAGAUGAAAUGGCGGGAAAAAUUGUUGGGGGAAACCCGGUGGCGAGUGUGAAGGAGAAAGAUUGUGGGAGCAGUGUUGGAAUGUUGAUGAAAUCUUCAAAGAACGUCAAGGAGGGUAUAAUGGGAAAGAAGAAAAUUGGGAAUGGCGGUGUUGAUUCAGAAGGUGAAGGUGGUGACGAAGUGCAUGAUCAUGGAAUGGAGGAAGAGGGAUAUGAAUCUCGUUGCCAUACGUCAAAUGAGAAGAUUUCCAAUAAUGGUGGCUGUGAUGAUGGUGAUCAUGUUCCAUUCUUGGAUAACUGUUUAACUUCAAGAGAAAUAAUGUUGACAAAUGGGGUUGAUGAAGAUGAUGGGAUGGAUGAGGGCGAUAUGGGUAAUUCAAAGGAGAAGAAUGAUGAAAAGGUGGAGAAGAAGAUAGAAUGCUCCAAUGGUGAUGGUGUUUGUCCAAUGGCUGUCGAAGACAAUGAAGAAGAAGAAGAUGAUGAUGAUGAUGUCACUUGGAUUGCGAAGGAAGACAUUGUAAUCAAUUCAGAUCACCAUCAACGGAGGCUUGACAAGCAGAUAAAAAAGAGCAAAUGCAAUGUAAGGAACAACAAUGCCCUCUUCGGCAUUGCUUUUCGUCUCAGAUCACGUUCGGCCUCCCAGUUUACAAUCAAGGGAAACAGCAGGGUUGAUUCAGAAAACGAGGAAGAAAAUCGCAGUUCUAAAGAUGAAAUGGUGGGAGAAAUUCUUGAAGGAAACCGAGGGGCGAGUGUGAAGGAGAAAGAUAGUGAGAGCAAUGCUGGUUUUGUUGGUUGCAGUGAUAUUUUGCUGAAAUCUUCGAAGAACGUGAAGAAGGGUAUAAUGGGGAAGGAGAAAAUUGGGAAUGGUAAUGUUACUUCAGAAGGUGAAGGUGAAGAAGUGUUUGAUCAUGAAAUGGAGGAAGAGGGAUGUGAGAAGGUUCCCAACCAUGGUGGCUGUGACGAUGGUGGUCGCGUUUCCUUCUUGGAUAGUCAUAUAACUUCAAGAGUAAUAAUGUUGACAGAUAGGGAUGAUGAUGAGGGCAGUAAAACAUAUAACUUCAAGAAGAAAAUGGAAUGCUCCAAUGUUUGUCCAAUGGAUGUCGAAGACGAUGAAGAUGAUGAUGUCACUUGGAUUGCGAAGGAAGACUUUGUUAUCAAACAAAAGAUUGACAAGAAGAAAAAGAAGAGCAAAUGCAAUAUAAGGACCGGUAAAGCGCACUUAGGCAUUGCUUUUCGUCUAAGAUCAUGUUCGGUCCCCGAGUUCACAAUCAAGAAAAAGAAACCAAACAACAAGAAUAAGAACAAGAACAACGACAGCGCGAUAAGGUCCCACAAUGGAAAGAAACACAAAAAUGUUAAAAACAGUUCCCCUGCUUCCAAGGAAGAGCAAUCAAAGAAGUUUUCAUUCUAUGAGGCAAAACACGCAGAGAAUCACAACGGAAAGAAGAGAAAAAGAGUAAAAUGUCCUCACAGAAUGAAGAUGUCGAAAUGUGGGACGAAAGAUUUCGAGCUCAAGAAAAUGAUUUUGGACUCACUAUGGGGGGAUGCAGGCAUCACCAAGAAAAAGAUGCCGUUUUCCAAAGAGAACGUGAAAUGGCCGUUGCCUCUAAAGUUCUGGUUUGAGGACGAAGAUCCUUCUCCCCCAGAGAAAAGCAAAUGGGAGAAAGACAUCGAGAGCCUCUUCGCGGAUCUUCAAUCAAGUCUUGAGGAAGUCAAAGAGAGCUUGACCACUGAACCUAUGGCAGAAGAUGAUUGCAGCAAUUAUGAAGAGAACGAAGACGACCCUCCAGCAGUCUGCUGCAAAAAGGGGAAACACUUCCUGAUUUUAGACGAGCAGAUUGGGCUGAUUUGCAAGCACUGUUCAUUCGUGCACCGCGAGAGGAGGUUCAUCCUGCCCUCAUUUGCCAUUAAAACUGGUGGGAGACGAUACGCGAAAUGCUUUGAUGGAUACGACCAUACUUUUGGUUAUGGCCUUCCGGCGUCUGGGGCUGCUGGGACCCCCCAUUGCUCUUCAAUCUCUGAUGGAGGAGGGACAGUGUGGGACGUUCUUCCUUGGCGUAUCAAAGAAACGAUGUAUCCGCAUCAGCGCGAGGGGUUCGAGUUCUUGUGGAGGAACAUCGCGGGGGACAUUCACAUUGAGAAUCUGAAGAAGCUGACGCCGGACGGCGGGAAGGGUUGCAUCAUUUCACACGCCCCCGGCACGGGGAAGACGCGCCUCACCAUAACCUUCCUCUUCUCAUUCAUGAAGCUCUUCCCCACGUGCCGUCCCCUCAUCAUAGCCCCCCUCAGCAUGCUCCUCACGUGGGAGGCGGAGUUCAAGAAGUGGGAGGUCGACAUCCCUUUCCACAACAUGAACAACCGCGCGUUGUCCGGGAGGGAAUUCGCCCACGCCGCGGACGGAUUCGCCCUCCCCUACGAGCCCAAGGGGUGGGAGUCGAAGCGCGUGCUCAAGCUCUGUGCGUGGGCGAAAGGGUCCGGAAUCUUGGGCAUUUCCUACCGGCUCUUCGAGCAGCUCGUGAGGGUGAACGAGAACCGCGAAGACGACCGGGUGAGGAAGAUACUCCUCAAUGUCCCAAGCUUGGUGGUGCUCGACGAGGGGCACACCCCGAGGAACGACGGGAGCCUCCUUUGGAAUGCACUCUCAAGGCUUGAGACGCCGCGCCGGAUCAUCCUCUCCGGAACCCCUUUCCAGAACAACUUCGACGAGCUGUACAACACGCUACGCCUCGUGUGCCCGAAGUACGUUCUGAAGAGGAAUUCGGGGAAGAAGGUGUGGGACCGCCUCACGACCUCUAUCAUGGAGGAGGAAAAAAACCCGGACGUGGGGGAGCUCAAGAGCAUCAUUGCCCCUCUGGUCCAUGUCCACAAAGGAUCUAUACUGUUAGACCGUCUCCCCGGGUUACGGUCCACAUUGGUGUACCUAAACCCAACCCCCCUGCAACAGAGGAUGUUCCUAGUCACCCCACAGAGAAAGUUCUUUGAAGAGGACAACCUGAUGACUAGGAUCUCCGCCCACCCUUCCCUUGUCAAGGACGUCCCGGGCUUCUCCGAGUUCAAGCCCGAAAUGGAGGCGGUUGAGCUUGACCCGGACGCGGGCCCGAAGACCGAGUUCGUGUUCGCGCUCAUCCGGUUAAGCCACUUGAACUCAGAGAAGGUCAUAGUCUUUAGCCAGUACCUUUCCCCCUUGGACCUCCUCAAGAAACAGAUGGAGGCAGUUUUGGAUUGGGUGGAGGGGAGGGAGGUGCUGUACAUGGACGGCGACGUGCAGUGCAAACAGCGCCAGGUGGCGAUCAACACGUUCAACGACCCGGGCAGUGAGGCGAAAGUGCUUUUGGCCUCCACAAGGGCCUGCUCUGAGGGGAUAAACCUCAUAGGGGCAUCCAGGGUGGUUCUGCUGGACGUGGUUUGGAACCCGUCGGUCAAGAGGCAGGCUUUGAGCAGGGCGUACAGGCUAGGGCAGACGAAGGUCGUGCAUGUAUACCACUUGAUUUCGUCGACAAUGGAGGCCAAGAAGUUCAGCUGGCAGGCCAAGAAGGACUUGCUGUCUGAGCUGGUGUUCUCCACGUCGGAUGGUGGGGUCCGCGACGGUGGCAGGAGAGGGGAGGGGCUCCGGGGGUCGGAAGAUAGGAUCUUGGAGGCCAUUGUUCGGCACCCGAAGCACGGGAGGAUCUUUGAUCGGAUGGUUCAUAAUCCUAACGAAUCCGAUUCUAUCGACACAUUCGAUUUCGUGGAGUAGAGAUUUGUUAUUUACUAAUAAAACUUUGUCAAUAUUGUAUCUUGUAAUAUUUUCUUCUUUGUAAUGUUGAUGUGUACUCAUUCAAAUAAUGCCUUGACUUGUGUUUAAAAGACUUGGAUAUGAGCAAUGCAAGGAGUACAGUAAGUACACUAGCAGUUGGAGCCAAUGUCAAUGCCAUUAUAUGACAUUGUUCUAUUUAAAGAUCCUAUGGUGCUCAAGUGUCAUAAUAUGAUGUUGGUGUAAAAAAAUGUUUAUGUGUUUU
Messenger RNA from Cuscuta campestris, 4494 nucleotides. NCBI's taxonomy places the organism in Eukaryota, Viridiplantae, Streptophyta, Magnoliopsida, Solanales, Convolvulaceae. The record is from the annotation of a GenBank genome assembly.